AUGUGUGCGUCGAUGGCAUACGGAUGGAUAUUCCUAUAGGACAAUGGAUGCCGGGGGCAUCUGGCAGAAGGAAGACUUGUUUGUGGGCAGAUGCAGAAGCAGCAUACUUAAUGCCCUAUUCGCUGCCAUUCUUGUUGCUAUAUGUUUCGUCGCCUUACGAUGAACCAGGAGCAGAGGUAAAAGUUCUCAGGUGAGCGCUUCGAUGACACCAAUCAAUCAAUGUAUCAAUGGUACAGAAAUUAGGAAACGGAUCUACGUGCUAGUGAACCGUUGGAAGACGUCCAUUUCGUUUGUGUGGAACGCUAGGUCUGUAAUAGUUAGAAGUAAAAAUGCAGUCGGCCAGGGAGCUACGGCAAUCUCUAGCUGAGGCCAGGGACAACAAGACGCAAAAAGGACGCAGGGACUCUUUGGAAAAAUGUAGGAACCUGUUAAAACGUUCGAUCCUUCAAGCAGAAUUGGACGCGAAUGGAGAUAUAAGUUCAGAGAGUCAGGGUGUGACUUGGGGAGGGGUCCUCGACCUCACGGGUGUCGUGCUCAGACAGAUUCUUCAGAAAAGCCGAGGAAAAGAAACACCGGGUACGCGUGAGGAACGCGAUGCAGCGGUUAACUUGCUUGAUAUGGUCGUCGGCCUAAGUAUCCAAAAGGGCGGACGCAUCAAAGCAAGUGAGGUUGUCAAAUUAAUCAUCUCCAUGCUACGUGAUGAGGAAAAUCGACCUCUGGUUGGUCGGCAGUUUUUACGAAUACUCAAGCAGCUGCUUAGAGCACCGCACCAUCAGGCCAACCUUACUUUCGUAUAUUAUAAUGGUCUGAUUAAAAUUCACACGAGCUUCAUCAACCAAACGACGGUGUUCAAUCCUGCCGAAGUUGCAGAAAUGCUUCAUGCUUUAGUCAAAGCCGCAAUCAACUUUUCUGAGGUCGAUGUCGUUCUGUGCUCCUGUUUCCUGGAGAGGAUUGUGAACAAAUUGACGGUUAAUCGGUCUCAAGCGUCAACGGGGCUUAUGCUUCACGUGCUUGGCAUAUGGCGUCUCCUCUGCGAAAGCUACAGCGAAGAAUACCCUACAACGUUUUCAAGACUAGCGAAUACCCUUCUUGUGCCAACAGCCCAAUCGUGCCAUGACAGCAAAGACAGUCAUCUCGAAGGCAUGCUGUUCCUAAUAAUGGGUCAGAUAUCUCUAGUUAGUGACCGUGCAGCAAGGAUUCUACUUCUUGAAUGGACUCAAGACACUGCCGAGAAAGCCUUACGUUUCGGCCGUCUCCGUAAUAGUCCUCAGCUGAGAACAAUUCUUGCAGCUGCAUUAGCAACCUGUGCUGCAACAUUAAUGGAGGAUAAAGACAGGUUUACGUUAGACAAGCACAGAAGCGGAGAUGGGCCGUCAUCCAAUGAUGCAAACAGUGCCUCUAAACGAUUGAAGGUUACCACAUUUGAGUUAGGAGUGCUUGCCGGUUUCGACAAUUAUAAGAAAGCUCGAAAUGAUCUGGGCGCUACUAGCCUUUGGUUGGAAGUAGUGCAGAACUACGUUGAGAAGUGUCCAUCGACAGUCACUCCAGGGGCGUGUGAGAGUCUUAUAAAGGAAGUAUGCUCCGAAGUGUUAGUUCGGCCGCUCAAUGUUCGAGCACAUCUCAUUGAUGUUCUCAAAUCUCUCUUAAUAUUCCAAAAGGCAAAUAAUCGUGAUCCGUCCCAACAAGUAUUGGACGUUCUCGUACGGACGCUUGAUGCCAAUCAUUGCGUUGAUAAUGUCUAUUCCAUUAUGGACCUAAUUUUUAAGUCGAAUACCGACACAACAUCAGUUCGAAAGGCCCUUUUUCGAGGACAUCAUGUAAAAUCUGAAAAAGGGAUGGUUGUUUUAAGGAAGCUUUGCAUCCACAACCAGAUCUCGCAGGAGCGCUAUCAGCCGCUUGAAUGGAUAUUCGGUUUAAACACGAAUCAGCUAGCGAUGAAAGCUAACAUCAUCCUCGCAUUGUGCCUUAAACGGACGUCCUGCGCCUUCGGUCCUGGAAAAUUAACAGUAGAAUGCCUUCCACAUAUCGUUGAUGAAGUAUGUCAUCGGCUAAACUCUUGUAUGAAUGAGAGCGUGCAUUUUCUCUACGUGGCAGUGUUAUUCAUUUUGAAAAUCUGCCGGGUCCGAAAUCAGCCUGCAAUGUUGGAACCAUUGAUGGUUGGAGUCCAGGAGGCUCUUCGGGAUCGUAUGAAGUCUUUAACACUAACACACGAUGAGCUAAUGUGUAUUAUUGAAUUGCUACAAGAUUGUCGUGAUCACUUCAUUAACAGGGUGAUCAAAUUCAACUUUGCGCCGUUCGUGCAAGCAGUCCUCAGAGAGCUCACCGAGAAGUUUCUAAGCAGUAGUCGCACUCAACUUGAAAUGGCGAUGGGCGUUGAUUUACCCCCCUCAGAUGAGCCUGAUUGCGAUGGGAUGCGGCUAGACGAAGAGCUGAAAAAGUUGUCCGCGAUGUGUCGUUUUCUUUCUCUACACAUCCUUGUACAAUGCAAAUCUGCUGAGCAAACUCGAAUCGAACGGGCUCGUUCAGAUAUUCAACGACUGCUCGAAAUUUUAGCAAAUUUACCUGAGGAAAGACUCAAGGGUCCACUAAUGGUACGGAUUUUAGCUCUGUUGGUGCAGCCUCUUCUACAGGAACAGUGUCUUUGGAAGGAGGACGAUGAUCAGCUUUUGGAACAAAUAGGAGCGAUGCUCAAGACACAGCUUGAGCUUACGUUUAAUAAGCCGGAUCUAAUUGAAUUAAUAAUGCCUUCUAUCAAAAAUUACAUUCUCUGCUCGGCAAGUGUUUAUAAUGAUAGAGAUACGCAGGUCACAAUUUUAGCUCGCCAUCUCAUCCGCAGACUUAUCGUGAGUUUUCAAGAGUUUCAAACUCAUAAUACGAUGUUUGGAAAAGCCGUUCUCAACGUGCUUAGGAGUGCGGUUGACAUCGACCCAAAAAAACAGUGGCUUUAUUUUAAUCCCUCUGGCGAAGAUUGCCGUAUCGGCAUCGUUGAACUCCUUGUUGAGAAUGUCAACUGUCCUGCGUACCAUAUUAGGAAGGAGGUGUCAAUACAAAUACCUCCACUGUUCUCUCACCCUGAACUCUCCUUAAAUUCGAAAAAGCUCUUGCUCGACCUAAUGUUUGACUCAUACGGCACUUUUACAAAGGGUAUCAUUGAGAACGUGCAGGAACAACAGAUGCAAUCGGAUAGUAAGGUAUCAAACUCGAAGGAGAACUUCACCGAAAAACUUUCGUCGAGCGUGACUCUAUUCGGUAGAAUUCUUAGUCAGCUAAGACUGACUGCACCGCGUCUUACGGCGCAGUCGCUUGCCAACUGCUGUCGUCUAUGGAGGGCGAAAUGUCUAUUGGAUGAGAAUCUUUUGGAGCUGUUUCGCAGUAUGGGAGAUAUUGAUGAACUGCUGAAUCAACAUUUAUCGCAGCUACUUGUGGUAUGGCAUAAGCGGUUUAUGUGCACAUUCGAAAUGGACGAGACGGAUAAAAGCUUUCCAUUCUUCAUUAGUAAGGACGUGAGACAUUUUAUGAGCAAAUUUGGUCACAUCGUGUUUCCGACACUUCUUAUGUUAGGCAAUACUGAAGCGCGUGAUGCGAUUCGAGGUGCGUUUGGGGGUUCAUUAGCAACUUACUUUGCGCCGGUAGCCGCAUGCUGCCUUCUCAACAAAGAAAAUUCCAGGUUUUUCGCCGAAUUGACAAGGUCGCUGGAAGUGGAUAAAAAAAUGGCCGAAUUUCUGAUUCCAGUUUAUACGCGAAUCAUUUUGUCGUUACGGGCAAGCUCGGAACUGGAUGACAUAGAAGUGACUUUUGAAGCGGACGCCGUUGCGAUGGCUUUGGGUAGAGCAGCCUCAUUAUUGCAGAAUACUCAACUGCCGCAAGAAGUAGAAUCAAUUGAGCCAUGGAUGCCGUUCACUCUGAAGACUGUCCCCCAAGCAAAAUUACUACAGCUAAUUGCGAACGUGGUCUCGUCACCUCAACUGAUCCAUAACCCGGUCCGAUGUAUGAAAUGCCUUACAUUUAUCGUCACCUACAUUGUCAUACCAUUGGCAAGAUACGGUGGUAAUAGUGCAGGCUGUGCUCUGCCAGCUGCAACAUCAAUGCUGUUCGCUCGUUGUUGUCAGCUGCUGCUCGAUUUUUCUGAUGAGCCUGAUAUUCGACAGGACUGUGUGCCUGCUCUGGCCGCACUACUCGACUUGGGCACAGAUACGACACUCCUGAUCGCGCCCGCCUUGGCUGUGACAGAACGUCUACGCGAUGACGAUUUAACCCGGUGUCUCUUUGCCCGCAUAGGCGCUCUAACAGAUCUAGUUGUGUUUCGACCCGAUGGUCUCGCGGGAUCGCUAAAACUUAACGAUAUGAUAUCGCUUAUACGUAGCGUAUACUUCUACAUGACCAAUGAUCAAAGCGUUCACCCUGUGAGACUUUUGGCCCGCAUCCUUCGUCAUCCCGAGCUGCGGCGAUCACUCUUCUCGAUGGUAGAACAUAACGGACUCAAGCUACAAGCGCAAGACAUUUCAAUUAAAGAGUAUCCAGGCUACGUCCUUUUGGCUGUGAUCCUUGACCGAUUAAAGACGUCUUCAGGACCGGAGACGGCAGCAAUUUUUUCCUGCCUUGACACACUAGGAGCGGUGCCGUUACAGUCUUGGACGCUGCGGCCUUUUCUGCACGAGUUCGACAAUCCGCCACUGCCAUACCUAUGUCUUCCUGAUGCCGAUGGAGCGGCCGGUAGUGGCGUUAUCGUGUCUUUUGCGCAGCACCGAAUCGUAGAACGUCUGCUCUCCGCACUUCAAUCGGGCUCACAAUCUCACCUAAAUGUUCUCACAGAUUGCCUGGUCGAAUUGUUUAGGGGUGACAUUGGAGUAGAAAUCACCUCAUCGUUCGACUCCAAAAACAGCCUUCUCGCUGACCAUGUGGCAGCAUUCAAAUCACAAAAGGGCAAACGGGUUCUACCCAUUAUCCAUUUCGAUGAAGCGGACGCGCAAAGAUCUGACUUCGACUUGGCUUCGUUUGUAUUGCGCAUCGGCACCGAACAAAACGAGGGAUCAUGGUUCCGUGAAGCCACUGAGAUUCUUAUUGCUGCCAGCGUUGAUACGUUUCUUAUGACAAUCAUGCCGUUAUGCCAAUGCGACGAGAAGUUGUGCUCCGAUAUCUUUCCGAGUGUUAUGUACUGCGUUCAUGCGCAGGUCAACGGGAGACCUCUGCUGAACGAUUUGGUUACUAAAGCGUUUGGCCAAGUGGGAAACGUUAAUCUGGAAGGCUCAUGGACCCCUGGAGCUAAAAUCAUUUACACGAGGCUAGUGCAGUUUGUUUGUCUUCUUCAUUUACAUGGGGAAAGCAUCGACCAAAUUGAUUUAAUGGCAGUCGCUCAGACAGCUUGCCUUUGUGGCCUCCACGAAAGCUCAUUAUUGCUCCUUACUUUAUGGUGGGAGCGAUUUAACGCUCGGGAGGGUAAGCGUCAUCCAGUCGCGUUUCACGAAUACGACGGCAAAGUGAACAUGUCAGCUGUUCAGAAGAUUCUAGUGCGAUGUUGCGAAGCUUUGGGGGUUCGCGAUAGUCUUUUCGGCUGUUUUUCCCGUCGAGCAAGUGACGACGUGGUACGAAGGGCAUUAGGGCAACCGUUUAAUCAUCUGGAGAUUCUCUUCGAAAAAGGGGAGUUUCGCGCUCUCCGAGAUAUGGUACGGCUUGGAUCAGGCUCUGACAGUAUUGUUCGAACGUUCGAGCAGUACGCGGUGGAUUGUGCGUUCCGACUUGGAGAAUGGGACCAGGUUUCGGAGGAUGGAAACCCAGUGAUGUCGUUCCGAGAGUCAACGAUGCUUGGCCUAAUCGGAAUUAGCUCAGCGGACGGCCAGCUGCUGGAACAGGCUGUAAAAGCGUGCACAAACGCACUAAUAUUGAAGGCGGCCAACACUAAUUUAAAUAUAACUUAUGAGGUUAUUCGGUUCUUAGUGCGCGUCGAUCAGGUGCAAUUGCUUCAAGGCUAUUUGGAGUCUCGUAAGUACGCUGGCGGUGUAAGCACUGCAGGGGCCUGGGAUAGCUUUACCAGUGCUAGCGAACGUCGAUUCAAACGGGAGAUACCCUUUGAGAUAUCUGAAGAAUAUCUUUGGCUUAAAACGGCAAUAUUCAAGACCCUACCGCACAUCGAUGUAGGAGAACAUCUAUUAGGGUAUGGCACUGCUGCCGUGCAAUCAUCAAAGUUGAACUUGGCCCGCGCUGCUCUUCUGCAGCUCGAGGGUGUACGGGACUCCGAUAAACUGCGCUUCGCUUACCUUCAAGCUGCCACUCAGGCCCAUAUCGAUGUCAACGAUAUAAUGACGGAACAAUUGAGUGCUCGAUUAAUGGCUGAUCUGGCAGAAAUGGACGCAGACAACUCAGUUACUGUAAAUGAGCUACGAGCUCGAGCUAUGCUGCUUCGUGGCCGCGUUCUUAGUGCCACUCAGAGAGCUACCCCGUUGGACAUCGCCGAGCAUUACUUCAAACCGGCAAUACGUAUUCUCGAGAAGUGUGGUGAAAGUUAUCGCCUCCAAGAAGAACGAGUUCGGGCGUAUCGGGAAUUAGCGGCAUUCGCGGACGAUUGCGCCCGUGGCCUUGCUGAAUAUUUCCACUCAUCGGCGUACCUUGAAGACAACAACUACCUGGCUCGGGAGGGUAACAUCCGAAGCGGUGCAUCAGAACUGGAGGAGGCUGACAUCCGACAUCAUAAGCUGAUGCUGCGGGAUAUCGAUCAAUUGAAAGGUCAGAUUCAGGACAAGAAAGAUUCUUUAGCCGGACUCGCUGUCUCAGCGUUAUCCAACUAUCUCCAAGUGCUUCGCCUGGCACAAGACCAGAACAUAAAAUAUCGGGUUUUCUCGCUUUGGUAUUCGCAUAAAGAUGACUGCGACGUUUCCGGCUGUCUUCAAGGGCCAAUGGAGGAACUGACAUCGGAAAAAGGUGCCAUACCUGUUCAUGGCUUCGCCGAUAUGUUCUAUCAGCUCGCAGCUUGCAUGGCUGUUCCGAUCAGUGGACGAAAGGACGAAUUAUUCCAGCGACUACUGCAGCAGUUAGUGCUCCGCCUAUCACGAGCGCAUCCAUUCCAUUGUGUACCCACCCUGCUUUUGCUAGCGAAUCCACGACUUGGGCAGCAGGCGGCUCAGGGCGUUAAUCUACGAACAAAACUUGAAGAACUCGAAGAUCGAGGAAAAGCCGCUCAAAAGUUACUCGAUCAGUUAAUGCGCGACGCCAAAUUGAAGGCUUACAUUACGAACCUUGAAGUGCUGGCUGCAGCCUACGCUGAAUUGUCUGCGGACACCUCCGUUCAACAGGGACGAGGCACGAUUAAAAGGCAGAGUCCAAUCGUCUCAAAGAACCGCCAUUUUGGAGAUUUGCCGAUUCUCACGGAGGAUAUCCCAAUUUGUCCUGAUGGAAAUUACGACCAUGUGGAACGGAUAAAAGAUUUUAUCCCUGAAUACGAAAUAUGCGCAGGUUUGUCGAAACCAAAGAAAAUGAUCGUCCGCGGUAAUCGUGGUACGGCGUUUAUUCAGUUGCUCAAGGGAAAAGACGACCUUCGUCAAGAUGCCGUUAUGCAACAACUCUUCAAGGAGGUAUCGCGUUUGCGCUCAGAUGACGGUCAGUUCCGGGUGCGUGUUCGAACCUACAAGGUGGUACCGCUAUCUCGCUAUGUCGGGGUCAUUGAAUGGGUGCGCAAUACCACGCCGUUGGCCGGCGUCCUUGUCGGUAGAAAAGACACGCUUCACGAAAAAUACAAUCCAGCCGGAAGCUUGCAUCCGCGCCGCGCUCAUGCCGCUAUGCAGGAUUUGGCUAAGGCGCCUACAAGCGAAGAGAAAAAGGCACGCUAUCUCGAGUUAUGUGCGCAAUUUCCGCCAGCGUUUCGAUUCUUCUUUCUUGAACGAUUUCGUGACCCGGUCGCGUGGCUGGAGCGUCAACGAGCUUAUGUAAACAGUCUAGCGAUUACGUCCAUGGUUGGCUACAUAAUUGGGCUCGGGGACCGUCACACCAAUAACAUUCUUAUUGACUGUGAUACUAGUGAAGUGGUCCAUAUUGAUUUGGGUAUCAUAUUCGAACAAGGCAAACUAUUGUACACACCGGAAUUGGUGCCCUUCCGUCUAACGCGAGACAUGGUCGACGGUUGCGGAAUAUUUGGCGUCGAAGGCCAGUUCCGAGUGACAUGUGAGCGUACGCUUGAGAUCUUGCGUAAGAACUCCCAGUUGUUGAUUGCUAUAGUCGAGGUUAUUCUCUUGCACGAUCCCCUGGCUUUAUUUUCAGGAAAGGCCAAAGCCGCAGCCGGACGUAAUAAAGAUAACCCACUCAAAGAGGCGCAGAAAAAUUUUACGAACGAUCAGUUUCGUGACCGGGUCCUCCAGCGACUACUGGAUAAACUCAAGGGCAUCGAUGAUGUUCACCCGUUAAGUGUGCAGGGCCAAGUAAACGUUACUAUCCAACAGGCGGUAGAUCCUCAACGACUCGCGCAAAUCUUCUACGGUUGGAGGCCGUACCUUUAGAGGCAAGCCGCGACAGAGACGAAAAAGUAUCCUGUGAUGGUGUUAAAAAAGGCUGAAUAAAAGACUGUUUAUCGGCAGCGAUUCGUUAACAAGUUUAAUUGCUCACUUCGUCAAAAUUAGGCGUCAAGCGUUGAUAAUAGUAUAAAUGUGUGCGGGAUAAUCUGGGAGGGAAGAUAAAAGUGCACAGAGAGGAUGUCAUAUGGAGUUUUAUGAGAAAAUUUCGAAGGGCAUUUUCUUUCUAUAUUAACAUGGUGUUUUUACAAAUCAGUCAUUAUAUAUUGUAUUAUGCAAUGAGAGGAUGCCUAAGGUAAAAAAUUCACUGUUGCUUUAUGUAUCGAUGGGUGGUAAUGGCACAUGCGAGCGUUUUGGACAGUGCAAACAUAAGGGAAUGUACGUUAUGCAAUAUUCCCUAUUCUAACAAAAAUAGCAAUGUGGUAACAUUAUGUCUGUUAUAUUUCGUGAGCGCAAUCUAGCUGGUUUUUAACUGGGCAGAAAAGAACAAGCUCUUUAGGGUUGCAAACAAAGCCAAUGAUUCUGUACCACUUUUUAUGAACAAUAGACGAAUUGCAGAUUUAAGUGCUGUCCAAGAAUGUAGCUUUCAUGGACGAAACAAUACUCUGCUCGUACUCGGAUUAUAAUUAAAGUCCUAACAACCGCGCCUGAUUAAAUUUUUACAAUUCUAAUAAUUUCAAUGCAGUUUAAUGAACUUCCAGAGUAAUUUACGGAUUUUGUUUGUAGGUCAAAGAGUUUCAUUACGGAUUAUAGCAAAUCAGUGAUAAAAGUACGGUCGUGAAGGUCGAAAAAAGUGAAUUUCCUAUUAGGCAGGCUUAUUGCGUAUUUACUCAGCGAAGACUAAUUUUAUAAAAUAUUACACGUCGAGCGGCAUACAGACCAGAUUUGUAGUCUGAUUCUGGUUACAAUAGCUUUUACCUGUGUUCAUAACUAAAAAAUUACCUUGCUGAAAGAUAGUACUAAAAAUCCAAAGAGCUCAUUGCUUACCAAAAGAAGAGGGAAUAACAGGCAAACAGUAAAAGCGAUGUAUAGCCUCUACUAAAACAGUUAUUUUUAUCAAAGUAUUUUAAAACGCUGGCAUUUGAUCGCUAGGCAAAAUUAUAUAGGAAUUCAUAUUUUGUGCGCACGUAUAAAAAGUAUCAUGCAAGUGUUUAUAUUGCUUAUAUGUUAAGACAAUACAUGUAUGUUGUUUUUAUCAUGUUUGUUGUAAAUGGAUGUCACGGAUGGAAGUACAGAAAAUCAGAUCACCUCAAAGAAAGAAAAAGAUCAGAAUUAUAAUUAUUGUAAAAGUUUUAUCAGCGACCUUGAGACUGUGCGAACAUGAAACUAAGUUUCUUAUAAGGUAGAAAGAAUAAAAAAAACUUUCUUCUUACGCUAAAUAUAACUCGUUAUUCAUUCCUUAUUAUUGGUC
Varroa destructor (honeybee mite) is the source of this 9906-nucleotide messenger RNA. It is a transcript of the gene tefu, whose product is annotated as Serine/threonine-protein kinase tefu. Gene Ontology annotation, biological process: DNA damage response. The record is from RefSeq and is a predicted model, not a curated record. Gene Ontology annotation, molecular function: protein serine/threonine kinase activity; protein binding. Lineage: Eukaryota; Metazoa; Arthropoda; Arachnida; Mesostigmata; Varroidae.